Molecule: messenger RNA, 346 nt
Organism: Owenia fusiformis
Lineage: Eukaryota; Metazoa; Annelida; Polychaeta; Sabellida; Oweniidae
Source: the annotation of a GenBank genome assembly
GUUUCCAAAAAGGUUAUCAAUUGCAACGACACAUUAUGGAAUGCCAUCAAUAUCUCACCUGUGGAAUAAAUGGUUGCGCCAUUAAAAUGCUUAAAAAGGACUCUGAAUCCAUGAUUCGCCAUAGACUCAAUCAUCAGGCAAGGGACAAAUAUUAUCAGUCAAAAACACAAUCCAAGCAAAAUGAUGUUAUGUUCUCUCCUAAAGUGGAUCUGUCAAAGUCUUGGACAGUUCCUGAAAAACCACCCAGAAAUCUACUAGAUUGUGAACAGUCAGAUACAGAAACUGUCUUGUACGAUGAGACAACAUAUGUUCAUGACCCUGUUGAUUGGAGCAAGUUGUCGUCAAC